AAUCGGAGAUCUCCUGCUCCUCCUGCAUUCUUGUGCACGUUCUAUGGGGUGCUGUCUGCCCAGCUCCCUACAGCGUCUAGGUUGGCCGGGGCUGUCCAGGGACGCCGCAGAGGUACACUACAGGUACACUACAGACCUCCGUGCAUCAGCCUGCCUUCCAAUCCUCAUACCCCAUCGCGCUGCCUAAAAGCUACCUCCUAGGUACCUAGCCUGCAGAGGUAAACGUCUGUACCUCAGUUGUUCUGGCACUGUAGCCAACGCCCGAGACGGUGGCAGAUAAAAACACGCCCUCCCCGGUCCUGCAGCCUCCGUUUCGACCCAUCCAUUUCAGGGCAACCCGAUGAGUCGCCUGUCUUGACCAGCCACUCUCGCCAAUCCGACAAGCUCCAGGGUUGCAGCCAGGUCUCAAAAGAGACCUGCCCCGCCGUCCCUGAGUUCUCCGAUUUUCUUCGCAUCUGGCUGUGUGGCAUCUUCUCCUACUAUACAUUUGUUGAAGUCAUGUCCACCCAAGGCGGCUCUUAUGCGCCCAAAUCGCCCGAUCUCUCUUCUUUCUACUCCGGCGCCACCGACAUCCCUGCCAGCGCCAACGCCCCAGGUGGCUACCCCUUUCAGCCCACGCUUGGGGCCGGAGUCGGUCUAGCAGCUGGUCCCGGAGUGGCACAGACACAGGCGCCAGCUGUCGCCCGAGCUUCUUUGAGAUACGGCCAGCCACAGCCCCGCCACCAGUACACCUCCGCGCCAUAUCAGCCCCCUACCCCUUCGUCUCUACCGCCGCUUGCACAACCCGUCGGCACAGCUCCAACAUCACCAGCUCCAGCAGCAGCAUAUAGCAACAUCGGCCUCGACGACUCCGGUAACAGCCACGCCGCCUUCAACACCUAUCCGCCGCCGCGCAACGUUAGAAAUCAGCAACCGCCACAGCCAGAGGCGCAGUACUAUUCCCCCCGACAGCAGACUCAAUUCGCCUACACCGACCGGCCGCCUUUGAGCCUGCAAGAUCCGGGCCUCGCUUCGUAUCAUCCGCCCUAUUCCGAGCCCGCGUCAGCCGCCCCUUUCCACCCGACCCCCCAGGCCCAACCCGCCCAAUUCCUGCCUGCGCAGCCGCCUGUCUUCUACGACCAGUCCCAAUUGGCCGAUCCGCCGAACACUAUGCCGCCGCGCAAGAUUGCCCCGGCGGCACGGCAGAGCGAGCUGGGCGCGUCGCCCGUCAAGACCAAGUUCCCUACCGCGCGGAUCAAGCGUAUAAUGCAGGCCGACGAGGAGGUGGGCAAGGUCGCGCAGCAGACGCCUAUCGCGGUAGGCAAGGCGCUGGAGCUGUUCAUGGUGCAGCUUGUGCGAAAGAGCGCGGAUGUGGCGAGGGAGAAGAACUCGAAGAGGAUCACGGCGCAGAUGCUCAAGCACGCCGUGGAUUCGACUAACGAAUGGGACUUCCUGCAAGAUAUCGUCGCCAAAGUCACCGAGGAGAAGGAGGGAGGGAGGGGCGCGGGUAAGGGCAGAGCCGACACCGACAGCGACGAGGAGGCGGACGGCGGAGAGGUCAAGAAAAAGGGGAGGGGCGGGCGCAAAAAGAAGGCGCCGGCGUAGCGAUCGCUUCCGCCAUACCACUUCCGUCUAGGCGUUCUACAUCACCGAGGGGCGGCAUAUACCGG
Durotheca rogersii is the source of this 1649-nucleotide messenger RNA. RefSeq lists its product as uncharacterized. NCBI's taxonomy places the organism in Eukaryota, Fungi, Ascomycota, Sordariomycetes, Xylariales, Xylariaceae. The transcript has 3 exons. Gene Ontology annotation, biological process: transcription by RNA polymerase II; negative regulation of transcription by RNA polymerase II; positive regulation of transcription by RNA polymerase II. Gene Ontology annotation, cellular component: negative cofactor 2 complex; nucleus. The record is from RefSeq and is a predicted model, not a curated record. Gene Ontology annotation, molecular function: transcription coactivator activity; core promoter sequence-specific DNA binding; RNA polymerase II general transcription initiation factor activity. Bases 499 to 1584 code for a protein of 361 amino acids.